UACGGACACAAUACUAAGCCUUGUCGACCAACCGGAACACGUGUAUUACCGAUUGUCGGCUGUGAGGCCCUAUAUCUUUCUACAAAGUGAAACAAAGUGAGGGCCCAAAGGCGCGUAUCGGGAUCAUAAAACAUGGGAAACGUUCUCGCAACUAGUCAGCAACCGCCAUCUCCGGCUGUACCUGUUGUACCACCGCCAUCCGCACCAGAACCUCCACCUGAACCGCUGAACAAGUCUGAAGAUCAAAACCCGGGAACGCUAGAAGACCUCCACAAGAAAUGCAAAGACGUCUUUCCCGUAAACUUCGAGGGAGGCCGCCUCAUGGUAAACAAGGGAUUGAGCAACCACUUUCAGAUCAGUCACACACUCAACAUGAGCUCUAUAACACCUUCGGGAUACCGCUUUGGCGCAACGUACGUUGGCACCCAGCAGUACGGUCCUUCAGAAGCCUAUCCGGUUUUACUUGGAGACAUAGACCCCAGUGGGAACCUGAACGCAAACAUCAUCCACCAGUUUAGUCCUCGCAUCAGAACGAAGAUCGCUGCUCAAGUUCAAGAAUCUCGAUACGCGGCCACACAGUUGACUGCGGACUACAAGGGGCCAACGUACACCGUGUCUGGAACCUUGGGCAACAUAGACAUCGUCGGCGGCUCUGGCGUUGCAGUCGCCCAUUACCUCCAGAACGUAGUACCGAACGUGGCCCUUGGAGCAGAGCUGGCCUACCAGUACGGUCCACAUGUACCGGGAGGGGAAAUCGCCGUGCUUUCAAUGGCUGGCCGGUACACAGCAUCAAACUACAUCGUCAGUGGCACACUGGGCAUGGCAGGAGCCCAUUUCUGCUAUUACCACCGUGGAAGUGAGACGACGCAAGUUGGAGUCGAAGUGGAAACAAACUUCCGAGCAGGAGAGAGCGUUGCAUCCAUUGGGUACCAGGUGGAGCUCCCGAAAGCUAACCUAGUCUUCCGGGGAAUGUUGGACAGCAACUGGACUGUUGGCGCUGUGCUCGAAAAGAAGCUGCAGCCUCUUCCGUUCUCCUUCGCGCUCAGCGGGAUGCUGAAUCACGCAAAGAAUCAGAGCCGGUUUGGAUGCGGCCUCAUCAUUGGUUAAGCGUGUUCUGUAGAUUAAUGGACUGUCAGUUGAGUUAUCGGAACUGGGGCUAGGAAUGUGCAAGUUAGUUGUUUCGUCAAAUGUUGUGCAUCAUCAGUUCAUAGGAAUUGUCAAAGUGGACGUUCUUACGUAGGAAAUUCUUUAUUCAUCAAAAAGUUCCUGCCUAUGCUGUGUGCUGAUUAAAUCGGCUGCGACUUGUCCCA
Molecule: messenger RNA, 1310 nt
Organism: Ornithodoros turicata
Lineage: Eukaryota; Metazoa; Arthropoda; Arachnida; Ixodida; Argasidae
Product: mitochondrial import receptor subunit TOM40 homolog 1-like
Exons: 1
Coding region: 133-1107 (324 amino acids)
Biological process (GO): protein import into mitochondrial matrix
Cellular component (GO): mitochondrial outer membrane; mitochondrial outer membrane translocase complex
Molecular function (GO): transmembrane protein transporter activity
Source: RefSeq, a predicted model, not a curated record